Molecule: messenger RNA, 5096 nt
Organism: Homalodisca vitripennis (glassy-winged sharpshooter)
Lineage: Eukaryota; Metazoa; Arthropoda; Insecta; Hemiptera; Cicadellidae
Product: nodal modulator 1
Exons: 17
Coding region: 110-3706 (1198 amino acids)
Cellular component (GO): endoplasmic reticulum membrane
Molecular function (GO): carbohydrate binding
Source: RefSeq, a predicted model, not a curated record
AAGGAUAGUUACAGUUACAAUACAAUAUACUCUAAUUUUGAGGUUAUGAUAAGAAGUUGUAAUUUUUUGGCAAUUUUAAUCUGUUUCAGAGUUUAAUAUUUUUAACGAUAUGAUAAUUAGAAUAUACAAAAUUUUCAAUAUUAUAAGUUUAAUACUUUGUAUAUAUCAGCAUUACUGCAGUGCCAAUGAUGUAUUAGGUUGUAAUGGAUUUGUCAAGAGUACUGUUGGAGAAAUUGACUUUUCCAAAGUGGAAGUUAAAAUGUUUACUAAACAAGGAAGUUUAAAAGAUCAAACUGAAUGUGCACCAAACAAUGGUUAUUAUUUUCUGCCUCUUUAUGAUAAAGGGGAAUAUAUUUUAAAAGUAGCACCUCCCUUGGGUUGGAACUUUGAGCCUGCGGAGGUUACUAUAAAUGUGGAUGGGGAGACUGACUCCUGCAGCUUAGGCAUUGACAUCAACUUUGUCCUUCAAGGGUUUGCAGUAACUGGACAAGUGGCCAGUUUUGGCGACUCAAUUGGACCUAAAGGAGUGGUUGUGAACCUCUUGUCCACAAGUGCCAAGCCAGAAGUGCUGCUGUCUACCACUACUCAAGUAGGGGGAGGGUUUCUGUUGACACCAGUCAAACCAGGCCAAUACAAUAUUGAGAUAUCACACGAGAGGUGGCAUCUAGCGAAGAAACACACUCCUGUGACAGUCAAGAAUGGGAAUACAGAGGUGGCAGCCAAUAGCUUGGUUGUGUCAGGGUACGAUGUCUCAGGCAGCGUCACCAGUGACAGUGAGCCUAUCAUGGGGGUCAGCUUUGUUUUAUUCCAACAAGCUAAAGCCAAGCGGUUUCCUACUGUUGGAUGCGACUCUUCGGCCUUGACUGGUUUCUCGCCAACAGGGUUGGAUUUGAAGGAGCUCAUCCCAAUCUGUCAUGUGGCGUCUGAUGCCAAAGGUCGUUUCAUAUUCCCUAGUCUUCCCUCCGGCACCUACACCGUCGUCCCUCACUACAAGGGGAUGCACAGCAUAAAGUUCGACGUCCAGCCUCAACACUUGGCAUUUAAAGUGGAACAUGACAGUUUAGAGUUGCCAAUGGUGUUUCAGGUGAAGGGAUUCAGCGUGGAGGGGCGAGUGCUGUGGAGCCCUGGUGGUAAGCCACUGGAGGGGGCAACGGUCAUGCUCAACGAGAAACUUGUGUCUAAAACUGGGGCUGAUGGAACUUUCUACUUGGACAGCAUGACUCCUGGAAUAUACAAAUUGCUUAUUCAAGCCAAGGAUGUCGAGUUUAAGGAGCAGAAUGUGAAAGUGACGCCAAACACACCUCAUAUUGGAGACCUGGUACCCACGACAUAUCGUGUGUGUGGUCGGGUGACAGUGUCACAGCCUGGCUUCUCCCCUGCCAGUCGCCAGGUGGAUCUGAUCCACUCAACCAGUGAGGACUAUUACGGCACCAUCUCUGAUGCAACUGGAGGGUUUUGUGUAUUUGUACGCCCUGGAGAGUACACUAUCAGUCUGCAUGUCACUGACGCCGAGCAUGAGGAUGGGCUUCAGUUCGCACCUCUGAAGAGAAAAGUAAAGGUGGUGGAUAGCCCUGUGUCAGGAAUAGACUUCUCUCAAUUACAAGCCACUGUAAAGGGAUCCAUCAAAUGUUUGACGUCUCCAUGUCCUGAAAUUUUGGUUACCCUCCAAGCACUGAGUAACCUCUGGGUGAAUGAAUUGGUCUCUGUGUUAUCCAAAGAUGGCCAUUACCAGUUGGAUAAAGUGUUACCGGGAGAGUAUACAGUGUCAGUGCCCAGCGAAGACUGGUGCUGGCAGACUAGUAAGUUCCGGCUCACAGUCUCCACAGAGCAAGUCAUUGGCCCCACCUUCGUCCAGACUGGUUUACCCAUCAACUUUGUCUCCUCACAUGUUACAAAGGUGAAGUACAGCCUGGAGACCAAUGGGACACAGGCAGGCAGCAGCAGCACAGUAGACCUAGCAGUGGGCAGCAGUCGGGUGUGUGUGAGCCGACCUGGCGUGUACGUGCUGGAGCCUGUUGGAUGUCAUGGCUAUGCCAGUCCAAGUAUACGUUGGAGUGGUGGAGUCGUCACUCUAACUGCAGUCUCACACCUCUACACUGGUCGUGUUCUGUCCUCUGAGACAGUCUCUGAUCUCAUCAUCAACGUCUUACCUUCAGACGAGAAUAGCUCCACACCAUCCAGUGUGCGACGGCUUGGUCCAUUAACGGCUGGAAGUGCGAGCAGUGGGGACGCCAAGGUAGAGUACACAUUCAGCACACAGUUGGCUCCUGGGGAGACCGUAACUCUGGUGCCGGCCGCCAGUUCGCUGCUGUUCACACCCAUGAGUGCCGCAGUGGUCGGGGGUGAUGACUGUGUCCUGGGACAUGCAGGCGUGGUGUUCCGAGCCGAGCGAGGGCUGAUUGUGGAUGGCAAGGUGCUGGGCAACAGUGUGCCGGUUCCUGGCGCCUCCGUCUCCAUCUAUAAUGCCCAAGGCCAGCUCAUUGCUACACAGGUCACAGACCAAGAGGGUCACUACAUGUUUGGACCACUCAGUGCCAAUACUAACUAUAAUGUGACAGCAGAGAAGGAGGGAUAUGUGCUGACUGGGCCCAAUAGCAAGGGAGAGUUCAGUGCUCACAAGCUGGCUGAAGUCAUCGUUACUGUCAAGGAUAAGGCGGAUGGGCAACCCCUACAGGGGGUUUUAUUGUCACUGUCGGGAGGUGAGAACUAUCGGCGCAACAGCCAGACAGCAGCUGAUGGCACCAUGGCAUUCCUGUCUCUUAGCCCCAGUGAGUACUACCUGCGACCGAUGAUGAAGGAGUACAAGUUUGACCCACCAUCCAAAAUGAUCGCUGUUCAAGAGGGAGCUACAGUACAAGUAUUGUUAAGUGGUGAGCGUGUAGCAUACAGUGUGCUCGGCAGCGUCACCUCACUCAGUGGAGACCCUGAGCCAGGGGUGGUUGUGGAGGCGGUAGGAUUGGGGGCACCACAGUGUAGCCAACUGCAGGAGGAGAGCUCCUCUGAGGUCAACGGUCAGUUCCGUAUCCGGGGUCUUCAACCACAGUGUGAGUAUUCCGUCCGAGUAAAACAAGGAUCUCAAAUUAACCAGCACAUUCAACGCUCAACUCCUGAGGGAAUCUUAGUUAAAGUGAACAAAGAAGAUGUACAGGGGUUAAACAUAAUUGUAUUCAGACCCAUCUCACGCACUGAUAUAACAGUAUAUGUGGUGGCUGAGAGUCCAGAAAAUCUGCGCAGUCUGCGGGUGAAGAUGUUCCGAGAUGACACUACGGUUCACUCGGUACGUUUGUCAUCGCUCAAGGCCACCCCAUCAUUCGCUCUCACUUCUACGGCACUCGUGUUCCCCCCAGUUCCAGCCGACGGUAGAGUCUACUCCAUCCAACUGGAGUCCAGCCUGUCACAGAAGACGCACAACUACAGGACUCACCCUGUAUACUUCAAGGCCAACUCGUCUUUCCAGCUGGUCCGUCUGAAUUUUGUGACGACGAGCCAGACCGGUGACAGUGAACUGUCGCACACAUCAUACCUCGCCCUACCGCUGGUGUUGAUAGCACUACUAGUGUUGUAUAACCGGGAGGCAGCCCAGGCCCUGCUCACCAGACUGCUGACUGCCACAGACAACACAAGCUACAGUCAGCUGGACGACUCCUCAGGAGAGGCUGUCACUGUGGAGCCUGUCAAACGUAAACUCAAGCAAAGAAAGACUUAGUCUACUAGUCAUUGUUGUGUUUAGGUUUAUUAAUUUGUGUCACAAACACUUUUGUACAUUGGUAUUUCAAUUAUUAAAUAAUUGUGUAAUAGAUCAAAACGGUUUUCCUAUAUUUAGUUGUUAGUUAUAAAAGCUAUGAUAUAUUAUUCAUAUUGUUGAGGUGUCUAAAAUAUUACAUGGUUUUAAAGAAAAGUUAAGAAUUAGUUAAUACAAAUAUUUCCCAAAAUUUUGAAUUUCAAUGUAAUUGUUGGCAUAAAUUAUGGUAUAAAAUACCCAUUUAAAAAUUCGUUUCCUAUAAAAUUUUGCUAAUGUAUCAGGAGGAACUUAAAACAUUUUCAAAACAUGAAUGAGAAAAAAUAACCAAAUAGUUAAAAAUGUGAAUAAAUAUUGUAUAUUUAAUUUAGUUUUUGGGAGGAAUCAAAUUAAUUAUGAAUUUACAAACCAACAAAAAUUAAAAGUUUUAUCAUUUAAUAUUGCAUAACUAUAUAUUAAAGCACAAAAAUAAUUGUAAUUCUUUUGAUCCUUCUCAGUACUUUUUUUAUUUCAAGUAAAGCCAAGCAGUAUUCAUAUAUAUUGACUUAAAUUCAGUAAUAAAUAAGGGAUAACAAGAGCAAUGUUUUAUUUCCAAAAACCAAAUCUAAAAAAUCUUUAAUAAAACUGUGGAAUUUAAAAAAUGUGAUUUAAAGCUGGCUAAACAAUUACUUUUACUUAAAACAAGCCAAAAUGUGAAAAUAAAUUUCUUAAUAUAAAUAUAGACAUAAUAGUUUAUACUUUUACUUUAUAUAAAAAGAACUACAUUGUACUAUUUAUACUAUAUUUUGUACUUGACAUUUAGGUUUCAUUUUGCUCAAUGUUCUGCCACUCUUUUUGUUUGUUGUUCUUGUACAUAAGGUUUUCUAACAAAAUUUGAGGACUGAGUUAUUAGUUACUCCAAUAGUUAUUUAUUUAUUAACUUUAAUUUCUUUAGGUUGAAUUAUGUGUGAAAACAGAAGCUAUUUGUGAAAGUUUUGAAGCAAAAGACUUGGUUAAGCUUCCUUGUUUCACUGAUCGCUGCAGCAACUAUAGAAAAAGGAGCUUUGUUGUAUAACAAUAUGCCCGACCAUCUCAAGAAAGAAGAUGGACAGCGCUUCAGUAGAAAACUGACAACAUAACUAAGUCCACUGGAAGACGAACUUUUCUACAUGGAGAAAGAUUUGUUGAGAGAUGCCUUGACUAAAGAAGACUUGAAGAAUAAUUUACAAACACUGACUAUUACACAUUUUCUUGUAACAUAAACACAUAUUUUGAAUAUUGUUCUAUUCUUCUUAAAUAUGUACAAUAAAGAAUCUGUAUCUGAAAUUGAAAAUAUUUAGAAUUGAGAUAUUACAGAAAACCAAUCUUAUUGUUUAAA